Molecule: messenger RNA, 951 nt
Organism: Seminavis robusta
Lineage: Eukaryota; Bacillariophyta; Bacillariophyceae; Naviculales; Naviculaceae
Source: the annotation of a GenBank genome assembly
AUGAAGGUUUUCAAGCCAGUCUUAUUCCUGUUCUUCCUGCUGGGCCACGUAGUGGGUCAGAACGAUCCAGGUGAAGCGACUGAUGUGCCUGCAGAAGCCCCUGCUGGUCCUGGUGCUGAUACACCUUUUCCAACAAGCGCAGAAAUUUUGGAAGAAGAAAAGCAAAUGAACCAAGACAAUGAACCCGCCAUAGAAGUCGAAAAUAACCCAAAUACCCCGGCGAAUAACGAAACAAAUCCUGCCCAACAGCCAGAGUCUCCGGGAAAACCAGAAACGCCCGGAUCUCCACCUGAUGCCAACGAGUCUCCGGCUGAAGAGACUACAUCGCCAAGCUCAGGUGAACCAGGAGAUGAUACAACGUUAGAGACAAAUGCGCCAUCAGAGGGAUCUGGUCCAGGAGGGGCUGGAUCCGGGCAACAGAGUUCCCAGUCGGAAGUGGAAGAAACUCCCGUUCCAACCAAUCCCAGCGAAUCGGAAACGGAUGCGCCAACCGAUACCACAGGAGAGGGAGGAACCGAUGACUUUAACGAAGGCCCAGGGGGUGAGGAUGAGGGAGGAACCGAUGACUUUAACGAAGGCCCAGACGAGGGAGAAUAUGAAGGCGAAGGAGAAUGGGUUGACGAGGCAGAGGAAGAGCGAACAAAAGCACCUUAUGUACCUCCAACUGGAGAUGACCCGUUUGCAAAGCCACCUGAUGAGAGCGAAUGGUCAAACAGCGAGCAAUGGCCACAAGAAACUCCCGAACAAAUGAUGCACGACAAAAAUGUUAUCAUUGCAGUUUCGUCCGCUGUUCUCUUCGGAAUUGUUUUGGCUAUUUUCUCGGCGCAGCAAGUCAUUGAAAAUCCAGACGGUUGCUGCUCAAGAUUGUGCUGUGGCAACAAAGAUCGUCGGUCGCACGAUCUUAUGAUAGGGGAAAGCAACUCGUACACUCAUGAUCUGGAGUUGACCUAA